Molecule: messenger RNA, 3337 nt
Organism: Asparagus officinalis (garden asparagus)
Lineage: Eukaryota; Viridiplantae; Streptophyta; Magnoliopsida; Asparagales; Asparagaceae
Exons: 5
Coding region: 164-3058 (964 amino acids)
Source: RefSeq, a predicted model, not a curated record
UCAAAAUUAACAGUAGCGGGUUAAAACUAAACUCUCUCUCUCUCUCAUCCCCCUUUUUAAGCAAAACACCGUCAUCUCCUCCUCCAAAAAUUUCCCAAUUUCUAGGGUUUCGACCCCCGACUUCCGCUCUCCACAAAGAUCUCUCAUUUUUUGGGCGGAGGGAAUGGACUUAUUUCAGCAGCGGCACGGUGGCGGAUCGGCGAGGAGAACGAUCGGGCGAGCACAAGUCGAAGGGAAUAGACAGUUGAAAAAUAAAACAAGCACUUCAAAUUAUAUCAAUCGACCCCCACUUGAAGGGCAUUGGGUUGGCUCUGAGCCUCCCCGAAGUUCAUCUAAAAGAGCUAGUGCAAUGUCAAUCAAAACACUAAUACAUGAGGAAAUGGCAAGAGAAAGGAAAGUAAGCCAGUCUUCACCAAGUGUUAUUGCAAAAUUGAUGGGUCUUGAUUCCCUGCCCCCUUCACAAGCAGUUGACAAACAACAGAAGGAGCCUAGUUACUCUUUAUCAAAAACAACACAUACAUCUUAUGAAAACUGUUCACUUGGGAUGAACACCAAUGAGCAUCAGGAAUUUAAAGAUGUCUAUGAAAUUGAGGACUCAAUGAAAGUUGAAAAAGGAAAACUCCAGCCAGCUUUUAAGAGAGAUUUACAUCCAUACAAAGGUGAUACUGAUGUUGCCUUUGUAAGGCAAAAGUUCAUGGAAGCAAAGCGUCUCUCGACUGAUGAAACUCUUCAAAGUUCCAAGGAGUUCGGCGAUGCAAUAGAAGUGCUUGAUUCCAAUAAAGAUCUUUUUCUAAAAUUUCUUGAUGAGCCUGAUUCUUUGUUCACGAAGAAUCUACAUGAUGUGAAGGGUUUUUCACCAGCUCUUCAUGAAGAUCACAUCACGUUAUUAAGGCCAUUGAAAUCUAAACAGGAUUCUGCACACUGUAAAUCAGAGGUAAUGUCUGGAAAUUGCGCUCAAAUGCAAAAAGAUUCUAUAAGCACUUCAAGAAAGUCAAAUACCAACCUUUUCAAUCACCUGCUCAAAGAACACAGUGGAUCUCUUUCACACAAGUUGUUGAAGUCACGAAACGCAGGCAAAAAUAGGUCUAGUGCUCGAUCCACUAGGAUUGUCGUUCUAAAGCCAAACCUGGAAAAGGCCCAGGACAUGGUAAGAAAUGUUUCAGAAUCAAUUAAUUCCCAUGAGAAUAAUCUGUCUGGUUACAUCAGGCACAAUGAAUAUCAGCAUUCUGGAAUUCAGGAAUUACACGCUGAAGAAAGGGAGCGGCAGAAUUUGUUUGUUAAUCUAGAAGUUAUGGGGCAGAGAGUAAAGGGUUCAAGAGAAAUUGCUAGAGAAGUUACAAAACAAAUGAAACGCUCGGUAAGCAGUGGUUCAGAAAGAAUGCUUGAUUCUGGGUUCAAUAGGCACAUCAAAGGUGGAAGCUCAUUUGACCCAAAAAACUCUGGGACAUGCCAAAGGAGGGACAACUUUGAUGAGUGGAGUAGAGCCUCAAGCGCCUCUACUUCUUCUUCAAUUGAGUCAUCUGUGAAGAGGGAGGCAAGAAAACGGCUAUCUGCACAAUGGAGGAUGACCAACCAAAAGGAGGCAAGGUAUAAUGGUGGAGGACCAAGUACUUUAGCUGAAAUGCUUGCUAUACCUGAUAAAAGAGGACCACGAGAUGUUCUGGAUUCAUACGGAGUACAGAAAGUUUCAGAUUAUGAAUUGGCUAGAGGUAUGCUUGGUUCUCAGUUUUGCUCUACUGGUAUCAGCAGUAAACGUUGCUCCAAGGACAAACUCUCCACAAAUUUACCUAGAUCUUCAUCUCUUCCAGCUUCAUCUUCUCGUAGUGCUCCAAAAUCCAGUAGACAGCAAGUUACUGAUGGUGAUAACUGUUAUAUGCUUAAAGAUGUUCUCAACUUAGGAGUUGUUGACUACUCCCAUGGGAAUUUAAAUCAGAGAAGAAUAUCACGAAAGAGCUCUAAGUUUAGAAGUUACAAGAUUCGAUCUAAUUCUGCUGGCGAGGAAAAUAAGCUACCUAUAAGAGAGAUUCGUGUUGACAAGAAAGAAUUAAAGAAUGUGAUUCAAAUUUCUGACCCUUCUGCAGUGACUCUGAUGUCUAAGCUCUCUGAUGACACUACUGCCGACACUAGUACCCUUGAUGGCGGUUCUUCAUUCACAGAGUCAAUAGAUGCAGAAAGACCUUUCAUAACUAGCGAGGAACAUGUACAGCAACCAGUGCAUAUGGGAGAAUCUUCUUGCACCAACCGCAUUCAUGAAAUUGUAGAGGAGACAUCACCUGACUAUCUCCAGGAGUCAUCACCUGACCAUCCUCAAGUAGAUUCUACUCAGUGCGGUGGAGCAGAAUGUGAGCUUACAAGCUCCGUUGAUGCUAAGCAACCAAGCCCUGUCUCUGUUCUGGAGCAUCAGUUAGAAGAAGGUGAGUCAAGCCCAGAAUGCUUCGAGAAAAUCAACACUCAUCUCCAAGGACUCAGAAUGCAACUGCAACUUCUCAGGUUGGAAUCUGAUACUUACAACACAGAAUGUGAAAGUACUGGAGAGUGCAACUCCCCUCCUCAGAAUGGACAGAUGCUGCAAAUUUAUGAAAAUGAAGAGGAUAGAGAUUAUUCAUACCUACUUGACAUAGUGACCAAUUUGGGCUUAGAUAGCCUUGCGAACACUUGUUGCUUUCUAAAACACCCAGAGGACCUUGACGUAUUUGAAAAUCUUGAAGAGAAGUAUGGAGUCAUCGUAGAAUGGUCUAAAUCAGAAAGAAAGUUACUGUUUGAUGUUGUUAGUUUGAUUCUAGAAGAUACUUUAUCUCCUUGGACGGACGAAGAGCCAUGGUUGAAUCCAAAGAGAAAAUUUGGCCCAGUUUGGGACCAUGAGAGGCUAGUUGAAAAGGUCUGGCAAAUGGUUAUCAGACUGAGGAAUGAUUCGAGUGCAGGAAAAUCAGAGGAGAGUAUUUUAGAUCCGAGAUGGUUGGAUUUUCGAUACGAGCUUGAUACAAUAGGAAAAGAGAUUGAAGGGAUGCUGAAGGAUGAUCUUCUGGAAGAACUUAUCUCAGAGUUCAUCUUAGGUUAGUCUUUCAAUUAGUGAAGCAUGAAUGUGAGAUUGAGUAAUGCUUGCAAUGUCUUUAAGGUCAUCACGUGCUCGAUGACUUCAGCAGAAGGAGAAAAUAUGAAAGAAAAGAAUUGAAAAAAAGAUGUAAAUUUGCGGUCUAUUUUGCUACGAGUGUAUGUGUGCUGCAGGGUUCAAAUGUAUUUUUUUUUCAACAGACCACAAAAGCCUGUAAGUUUUCUAGUGUUUUUGACUGCAUUGAUGUUGCGAAAUGGGAAGAGUUUAUGUUUGUUCACGUUGUUA